UCUGCCUGGACAAAAACACUACGCUAGCAGACAGACAGACAGCUGCACGUGUUUACUGUUAACGGCUUGUUUAACGGCUGUGAAAUGCACGGUAAUGAUACUGAAGCUGUUGAGAACAGCGCUGAAAAGCAGCGUAAGAGUCGCUUCCUUGACGCUUUCUACAAGCUAGCCGAUACAAAAUUGGAAUAUCGUGUUAGUGGUGCUGAAACCGUCAUCAAGGAGCUGGUGAAGUCAUCGGAAGAGUCUGACACUUCCAAUAAGCUGCAGUACACGAUCGAGCGACUGAUCAAGGGCCUUCCAUCGACACGAAAGUGCGCCCGUGUUGGAUUUGCCGCAACACUUGUGGAGGUUCUUAGGACGUUCCCCGAUGUCAGUGCGGAACAAGUUCAAGGCUUCAUUCUCAAAAAUCUUCCUGAGGACACAAAGGAGGAUAAAAACCAUGUUAUCCUAGGACGCUGCCUUGCACUUGCCGCCCUCGUCCGUUCUGGGAAGGCAGUCGAAACAGCGGGCAGUGUUGCAAAGGAAGUGCUGGAACUUGGCACACGCUACAGUCACCUCCAGCUCAUGGCAUGCGACAUCUUUAAGGAACUUCUUAACCAGGUGAAUGAAAAGAAGUUCAAGAAGAAGGUGUGGCCUGAGUUGCAGGAAAUGUUGUCCUGUGGGUGGGAGGACUGUACGCCGCUCAAGCUCUAUGUUCUGGUCCAAGCAGCAUCCAGAUUCCCAGGAAUGGUGGAUGGAGCUUUUCUCCAAGAUAAUUGGGGUUGCGAUAGUAUUCUGGACAAGGCAAACUUCGCACACAUUGUGCAGAUACUUCAGAAAUCAACGGUUGUCCAUCCUAAUGUUCAUCCUGUCUGCCCAUUGAUCCUGCAAGCUGUCAUAACCACAAAAGGCUUCAAGAAGUUCUGGAAAAGCCUUGUGGAUGAGGGCCUCCUUACCUCACGUCGGGAGGAGCAGAUCUUCCUGGCUGUGCAGCUUGUCAAGUGGUGCCUGCCUCAGCUUACUACCCCAGAUAAGGUGGAAAUAGUCCUGUCUCUAGAGUUGAGGAAACAGGCAAUUCAUGCCCUGUCCAAUAACUGGCAUGUUUUGCAUUCCAUAAGCUGCAAUCUGGCACAGUUCUUGGUCGAGUUUGCAAAGAAAUCGGAGGAUGCACAAAUUCAAGUUGCCAUCCUGGGCUUCUUUGUGCAGCCGCCUGGCACCAUUCUGCUUGACCACAUCACAAAAAUGAAAGUCAUCCACGACCUGCUGAUCACAGCAAAGCCAGAGUGUGUCCAGUGGUAUGCAGAAUUCCUGAAAGAUAUUGCACGGCUAGAGGACAGGGAAGGGCCACAACAUCUUCUGAAACCUCAGCGUGAAGCCUUUGAACAGCUUUCGAACUUGCUUCACCUCCCAACCAUGGCUGCUGACAUGGACUUUAGGGCGGGCAUUGUUCACUUCCUGCUUGAUGCCUACACUGCAAGGGUCAUCAGCAAGAACAGCUCUCAAGGUGAAGCCGUGCGGAAGUUGUUUCAAAGUGCAGUUUUAAAGAGUAUUGUGCCCUUGAAGAAGACCAAGCUCACUGAAUUUGUGGACUUUCUUUCGGCACUUUUGCUUCGAAUCAAAGCUUCUUUAGGAGAUGGGGCAAGCACGGACAUCAAAAAGUGUCUCAAAAAGACCAAGCACACAUUGGAAAGGCUUGACUCUGCGGCUGGCCUGGACGAACCUGUGUCAACAGCUUUCAAGGUGCUCCUGCUGUACCUCACGAUCUUGACCGCACUGGGAAUCUCUGACGACCCCUCAUCUUUACAGGAGGUGUGCAGCUCUGUCCGAGAUCUGUUGAGCGACACAUCCGAGGCAGAGGAAGGCGCGGAGGAAGGGCACAAGGCGAAGUGGGUACAGCUUGUCGUGGACCUGGCGCUUAGCAUGCUGUCCAUGCAGAGCCUGCACGUGCGUGCCAUCGCCACAGCUGCAUUUGCACUCCUUCAUAACCAGCUGUCCGACGAGUCACUGGCCCUGCUGCUUGAUGUCUUUUCUCCGAAAAAAAGUGGUGAUGAGAAGCAAGAAGAAGACAGUGAUGCUGAUGAUGAAAUGGAUGAUGGUGGUGCUGAAGAUGGCGUGGAGUCUGAGAGUGAAGAAAGUGAUGAAGACAGUGAAAUGGAAGGCGAAGAGGACUGCAAUCCAGAUGAGGAACUGAGGUCAAGACUAAGGGCAGCAUUGGGAAAUGCAGCUGCUGAUGACGAAGAUUCGAGUGCUGAGGAGGUUGUGCCAACAGAUGAACAGAUGUUUGAGCUAGACGGGGCCAUUGCAGAAGCAUUUCGAGGUAGACUACGGCCUGCCAACAAAGAGAAGAGCAAAGAACGGACAGUCGGCAUUCAUUUUCAGACCAGGUGCCUGAACCUCCUGAAUGGCUAUGUCAAGAGUGGUGUGGCUCCCCUGCAUCACCUUGUGAGAAUAGCAGAAACCCUGGUGAAGGCAUCGUCCUCAAGUGCACUGAGAGGCAGCCACGAAACCCUCAACGUCAUCUCUGACACUUUGCACAUAAUUAGUGGCACACGAAAGUUUGGCGCCAUUUUGGAUGUCCGCAGUGAUGUUGAGUCUCUCACGUCCACUGUGAUGGAGCAAGUGACUCUGGUGUCGCAUGUUGGGAUGAAGAACUCAUUGAGCGCCUUGUGUGCAUUCUUGGUUCGCUGCCACAAGAAAAUUUGCAGUGAAUUGGCUGUCAAGAAGGUUGACAAGCUUUGGUACAUGCCACUAUACAUGAAGACGCUCGACUCCUACUUGGAUGAAAACUCUCAUAUCAGCCCACAGCUUUUUGUGAAGCUUAUGGAGGCAUUUCCUGAACACUGUGACGACUUUAUUGAGCACCUUGUGCCACGUGCAACGGACUGUGCUGAACGCAACUACAAGAGACUGCACAUUCUUGGACUCCUUGUUGCAGCUCUACGAAUUGUGCAGGUGGAUGCCAGCUCUAAAGAGAAGUUGACUCCAGCACUGGAAGCAUUGAGUGAACUCUCAAUAAAGCUCCUGACUGAGAUGGCAGAGAAGAGCGACCCCAAACAACACCUGCUGGUCGAACUGUGUGACCUGUUGCUGUUGGUUGCCAAGCAGUGUGCCAACAUCGGCAUGGAGUGUCCCAUUAGAGGCAACACUGGGCUUGAACAGUCACUGACGUCCCUGAGGAGUACUAAAAUGGGCAAGAGAAAGCCACUCAAGAUGAAGCUUAGUGCCCUUCUCAAAGGUGUUCAGACGAGUAGUGGGAACACAAGUGCAAAGUCUGCGAAAUCCGAGAAGAGGAAAUCAACUGGACUAAACGGCAAUGCCACACCGAAGAAGCGUACAAGAAAAUCUUGAAGCUUUAGUAAAUGUGCAUCUAGGCUGCA
Molecule: messenger RNA, 3356 nt
Organism: Dermacentor silvarum
Lineage: Eukaryota; Metazoa; Arthropoda; Arachnida; Ixodida; Ixodidae
Product: myb-binding protein 1A-like protein
Exons: 31
Coding region: 85-3327 (1080 amino acids)
Biological process (GO): regulation of DNA-templated transcription
Cellular component (GO): nucleolus
Molecular function (GO): RNA binding; transcription corepressor activity; sequence-specific DNA binding
Source: RefSeq, a predicted model, not a curated record